AUGGCGAAUAAGUUUGGAUUAGGUUCUUUAUCUUUAGAAACCAAAAAACCUAACACAACAGCGUGGAUAAAUAAAGCCAAACCUUACUUCCUGGAUCAAAUCGGAGACACUCUUCAAGGUGAUUUAGAUAUGAACAAUUUUAGCAUAACUAAUUUAAAGUCUCCGGAAAACAAUAAUGAUGCCAUUCACAAGAAAUAUUUAAUUGAACAAUUAAAUUUAAUUGAAGUAAAUAAAAACCAUUUAAACGAAAGAAUAGGCGAUGUGAAAAGAUUCUUCAAACGUCAACUAAAUAAUAAAGAUUUUAUUGAUGAUACUAAAUUACAACAAGAAGUAACAAGUUUAAAAAAUUUUAUUCAACAACAAUUAGUCAAUGUAGUAGAUAAAACUCAAUUACAAACUUUAGAUGAUAAGAUUACAAAGCAAAAAAUAGAUCUUAAACAACUAAUAGCCAAUAUUAAUCCAGGAAAACUUACAAUUGAAAUAACAUUUCCUAUACAGGUAAAAGUUGAUUCAUUAUUCUUCAGACAAAACUCAAUAUCAUCUAAUAAAUUUAACGCUCGUAAAGUUCUUCAGUUUAUCAAUGGUACAAAAAAUGUAGAAACUAAAGAAUUAGAAAUUAACGACAAAAACAACAAGAUUAGUCACUUACAUGAAAUUAAAACGAAUGGACAAUAUAUAGAUAGGAUUAGAAUGUUAAUCAUACCAGAUAAUGAAAAAGAUGAAUUUACAUUGAGUGAUUUUGAUAUGUUAUUGGAGACUGAAACUCCACCAUCAAUGAAUAUUAUUAGAAAUCCAGAACCACAAAAAAAAGAUAUAAGCAGAUAUCUUUUUUUACGAGCAACAGACUUUGAAUACGUAAAACUAUAUUUUGUUGAUAAUGAUAUAUUUACCUCACUCGAUAUUCAUAAAAGUCAACAAAAUCAAAAUUUUUUAAUAAGAGAUGAUGUAUUUGUUAAAAUAUUUGUCUCUAUUGAAAAACCAAAAUUUUCAGUUCAUCUGAAUAAGAUUAAUGAUUCGAAAGAACAAAUAUCAUUAGUAACUGUAACAGUUAAUAGUAAAGCAGCUAUAUCAGAAGUUCACUUAAUUUAA
Lottia gigantea (owl limpet) is the source of this 1089-nucleotide messenger RNA. RefSeq lists its product as hypothetical. Bases 1 to 1089 code for a protein of 362 amino acids. Lineage: Eukaryota; Metazoa; Mollusca; Gastropoda; Lottiidae. The record is from RefSeq and is a predicted model, not a curated record. The transcript is spliced from 2 exons.